Molecule: messenger RNA, 757 nt
Organism: Aaosphaeria arxii CBS 175.79
Lineage: Eukaryota; Fungi; Ascomycota; Dothideomycetes; Pleosporales
Product: SRF-TF-domain-containing protein
Exons: 3
Coding region: 24-698 (224 amino acids)
Biological process (GO): positive regulation of transcription by RNA polymerase II
Molecular function (GO): DNA-binding transcription factor activity, RNA polymerase II-specific; protein dimerization activity; RNA polymerase II cis-regulatory region sequence-specific DNA binding
Source: RefSeq, a predicted model, not a curated record
CAAUCUCAACCUACAACACAACAAUGGCUUCUGAGAUCACCGAGCACGACCAAAACGCGUCGCCUUCCGUUCACGACGACGGCACUGGCAAUGGCGCACUCACCGCCGCCGAUGCCAAUCGAGGAACCAAACGCCCUCGACCGACUGCCGACGACGAUGAUGAUGACGAUGACAAGCCCGGUCGCGAGCGUAGGAAGAUUGAGAUCAAGUUCAUUCAGGAUAAGUCGCGUCGCCACAUCACUUUCUCGAAGCGAAAGGCUGGUAUCAUGAAGAAGGCCUACGAAUUGUCCGUCCUCACUGGCACCCAGGUGCUUCUGCUCGUGGUCUCCGAAACAGGUCUCGUUUACACCUUCACAACGCCUAAGCUGCAACCUCUUGUCACGAAGCCCGAGGGCAAGAACCUCAUCCAGGCCUGCUUGAAUGCACCCGAACCCUCGUCUGGCGACGCCAACGGCGUCGAUGAUAACCCCGUCGAUUCUCCCGAGGAUAGCCAUGCCCAGGUACCGGCUGGCCGACCUCAAGGUAUGCCAGGCAACCAGGGCAUGCCUCCUGCCUACAUGACCCCCGAGGCCGCGCUCCACUACCAGUCCUACCUCCAGCAGCAGCAACAAUCAAACCAGUACCCAGGCAUGCCCCCGCAGGGUGGUAUGCCUCGUCACCCGGGUCACCAGUACCCCCAGGACCAGAAGCUCAGUUAAACAAGUACGUAUGGAUUCCCCGAAUCCACAACCCGUCCUUGCAAGGGGCGGGUGGCGCA